Molecule: messenger RNA, 1116 nt
Organism: Daucus carota subsp. sativus
Lineage: Eukaryota; Viridiplantae; Streptophyta; Magnoliopsida; Apiales; Apiaceae
Product: proteasome subunit alpha type-2-A
Exons: 12
Coding region: 181-888 (235 amino acids)
Biological process (GO): proteasomal protein catabolic process; ubiquitin-dependent protein catabolic process
Cellular component (GO): proteasome core complex; proteasome core complex, alpha-subunit complex
Source: RefSeq, a predicted model, not a curated record
AAAGCCCAAGUGAAUGGUCUGUGAUAAUUGGGCUUAUUUAUGCACAUAUAUAGUUCUAUAUGUACAGAGAAAGAGUUAGCUUGGGGAGGAAGAACAUCAAAUCGAAAAGCUUCAAACUUUGAGACAAGCAACAUCAAGAGUUCAUUCUACAGGGCAUAUUUUACUUUCUUUUAGUACACUAUGGGUGAUUCGCAGUACUCGUUUUCGCUAACUACUUUCAGCCCUUCUGGAAAGCUUGUUCAGAUAGAACACGCUUUAACGGCUGUAGGAUCCGGUCAAACAUCUCUAGGAAUAAAAGCUGCUAAUGGUGUUGUUAUUGCAACAGAAAAGAAACUGCCAUCUAUUUUGGUUGAUGAAACAUCAGUGCAAAAAAUCCAGAUUUUGACCCCAAACAUUGGAGUUGUUUACAGUGGAAUGGGUCCUGAUUCUCGAGUUUUAGUUCGAAAAAGCAGGAAGCAAGCAGAGCAGUAUAACCGUUUGUACAAAGAAGCUAUCCCUGUUACACAACUUGUUAGGGAAACAGCAGCUGUCAUGCAAGAGUUCACUCAGUCAGGUGGUGUAAGGCCAUUCGGUGUUUCGCUUCUGGUUGCUGGGUAUGAUGACAAGGGUCCACAACUUUAUCAGGUGGAUCCAUCAGGUUCAUACUUCUCCUGGAAAGCUUCAGCCAUGGGCAAAAAUGUCUCGAAUGCGAAAACAUUUCUUGAGAAGAGAUACACAGAUGAUAUGGAACUCGAUGAUGCUGUGCACACUGCCAUCUUGACCUUGAAAGAGGGAUUUGAAGGGCAAAUUUCUGGCAAAAAUAUAGAGAUUGGAAUCAUUGGUGCUGACAAGCAAUUCAGGGUCCUAACACCAGCUGAAAUCGAGGAUUAUCUACAAGAAGUUGAAUAAAUCUAUCUUCUAUAAUGCGUGGAGGAAAAUAGUCUUCUUAGCGAAACCGGGGAUUAACAUUAGUUUCUUCUUACUAGGAAGACACAUUUUAUUUGGUAAAUGACUGUUGUUGAGUGACGCUGAUGUUAUUGUUAUUGUUAUGCAACUUGAUGUAUCUUCUAGAAAAUUCUGAACGGAUGCGUGAUUUUAUUUUCUUUCCAAGUGAUGAAAUGCUUGAUUUUCCGCUGA